GAAAGAUAUAUAAAUUUACCUGCUUAGAUCUAUAUAAAGCAAUGCACGGAUGGUUGCAAAUCAUUCUGCGUCAAGAGUUUCUCCCCAUCGCAUCAUUUCAAAGUAUUUAAAAAUGACGAAUGUCGUAAACGUUUCAUCUGCUGAAAAUUCCUCCGCUGGACAGCCGAAGAAUUCUAAGAACUGUACGAUGACACCAAUUGAGAUAUCUAUUGAGAAAUUGCCAAAUCUCGCCUCGAACUGGUCCACAUUUUUAAGGGACAUAACCAAUGACCGAAAGCUACGAGCCGAACGUAUAAAUCGCCAGUCGGAAGAUGUCAUCCAAUUUAUAAAAAGAUUUCCGUUACUGGAAUCUUAAAAAAAUCCUCCAGAGAAUGAUAUUAGGAGAAAAAAUCGAGUCACCAAAAACUUCCAAUUCAAAAUUAUAUAUAAUUAGAUUAAUGUUAAAACAAAAUUU
Molecule: messenger RNA, 454 nt
Organism: Drosophila suzukii
Lineage: Eukaryota; Metazoa; Arthropoda; Insecta; Diptera; Drosophilidae
Source: RefSeq, a predicted model, not a curated record